Coniophora puteana RWD-64-598 SS2 is the source of this 1890-nucleotide messenger RNA. Its product is annotated as FAD/NAD(P)-binding domain-containing protein. NCBI's taxonomy places the organism in Eukaryota, Fungi, Basidiomycota, Agaricomycetes, Boletales, Coniophoraceae. Bases 1 to 1890 code for a protein of 629 amino acids. The transcript has 9 exons. The record is from RefSeq and is a predicted model, not a curated record. Gene Ontology annotation, molecular function: N,N-dimethylaniline monooxygenase activity; flavin adenine dinucleotide binding; NADP binding.
AUGAUCUCCAAGGAAAUUGACGCAUCUGAGAUCGCCAUCCAGUGGAUCACCAGUUUCAACAAGGCCGCGGAGGAUGGCGACCUCAAUGCGUUUGUCAACCAUUUCCUCUCAAACGGGUGGCUUCGCGACGUCCUCUGCUUUGCCUGGGACUUCCGCUCCGUCGACGGACAUGCCAACCUCACUUCCUUCCUCUCCGAGUCCCUCGGUUCCAGCGCCGGCACGCGCUUCUCUACCGUCGGCAUGUGUGACAUCGCACUCGACACGGAUAGCACAUUAGGUAGCCCUUCGACGUUCCCCGUACCCGGCACGGACAUCGUCGGGGUCCAGGGAGCGUUUCGCUUUGCGCUGCGAGAGCCCGCAGCGCGAGGGAGGGGUUUCUUCAGGCUGAUGCCGUCGCAGGAGGGAUACAAGGCGCUCGUGGUGUACACUGCGAUGCAUGAACUGGUGGGCCACGAGGAGUCGAUAGAGAGACCGCGGGGAAUUCCGCUGGAUGCGACGAAGAUGACGACGUGGGAAGAGGGCAGGGAGAAAGAGGUCGAGGCCAUUGAGAGUGAUCCUACCGUCCUUGUCGUUGGCGGUGGCCAGUGUGGGCUGAUGGUCGCAGCGCGGUUCCGUCGCAUGGGCAUUCGCGCGUUAGUCAUCGAGAAGACGCCUCGCGUUGGUGAUGUCUGGCGUAACCGAUACCCUACUCUCACUCUCCAUCUUGCGGCCCACUUCAGCUCCUUCCUUUACCAAUCCUACCCCACGAAUUUCCCUAAGUACAUCGGCCGCACGAAACUUGCAGACUUCAUGGAGUCCUAUGCCAUCCAGCAGGAACUCACAGUUUGGACGUCCUCGACCCUUUCAUCCGUCCCCGCGCCGGUGUUCGACGAGGCGGCAAAACGAUGGACCAUUGUUGUUAACCAUGCGGGCAAUGAGGUGACGCUUAACCCAAAGCACCUCAUCAUUGCGACGGGCAUCGGUGCACCGUACGUCCCGCAAAUCCCAGGCCAAAACAAAUUCAAAGGCGAUGUAUACCAUUCCGACCUGCACCCCGGUGCUGCAAAAUACACUGGGAAGAAGGUAGUCGUGAUUGGCGCUGGAAACGCAUCUGCGGACAUAUGCCAGGACUUUGUCUCCAAGGGCGCAGCAUAUACGACGUUCGUGCAGCGCAGCGCAACAUGCGUUGGCUCUCUCAAGUGGAGUGAGACGGUCUUUGGCCCGGCUUACCCGGAGAACCGCGACCUUGAAGACGCGGACCUGAUGAUGAACUCGAUGCCGCCGCGGCUAUUGCUGCAGGUCGGGGAGCAAAAUCUUGAGGAGUCCAAAAAGGCAGACGCGGCGUUGCACAGGGCACUUGAGGAGAAGGGCAUGAAGCUCACAUGGGAAUACAAGGGUGUCAAGGCGGGCGGGGUUAUCUUUCAGUACGAAAAGCUGGCAGGGAGUACGAUGCUCGACACGGGCAUCGGCCAGCUCAUCAUCGACGGGCAUGUAAAGGUGAAGCAGGGCACUGAACCCUCUCACUUCGAAGAGAACGCCAUCGUGUUCAACGACGGCUCCAAGCUCGAGGCAGAUGCUGUCGUCCUUGCCACCGGAUACUACCCUAUCACCACAGGCAUCGAAUCGCUCCUAGGCUCCGACAUUGCGGCCAAUGUUGGCCCUAUUUGGGGGCUGGACAGCGUCGGCGAGCUCCGCCGCACGUGGCGCCCCUCUGGACAGCAAGGCUUGUGGAUCUUCCUGGGCGGGUUCAUGCAGGCGCGGUAUCACAGUCGCCAUGUCGCGCUGCAGAUUCUUGCGGAGGAGCUGGGAAUUAAGGGCGUUACGGAGGCUGUUCCUGGUAAUACCACGAGCUCUACGGCGGUAACAUCACAUUCAGCCAGCGAGUUGCUCGAGUAUGCAAAGCUCCCUUGA